Molecule: messenger RNA, 315 nt
Organism: Striga hermonthica
Lineage: Eukaryota; Viridiplantae; Streptophyta; Magnoliopsida; Lamiales; Orobanchaceae
Source: the annotation of a GenBank genome assembly
AUGAGCACUGCGUUGCAGCCAUGUUUGCCCAGGUUGAAUUCGAAGAGAAUCGAAAAGGCUCAACUCAGAUCGGGUGCAAAAGAGUUCAAUAAACCUAUUGGGGUUUCAAUUCCUGGUCACAAAGUGAAUCGGAAGAUAUUUUCAGCAUUACAGUCAAAUGAUUCCUCCGAUGACGACGAUGAAACUUCACCCCUCGAAAGACCACCCAACAGUGAAGAGUUGAAGGCGUUACUUGCCGAUUCUGAGAGAUCGAAGCUCGUAAGGAAACUUAGUGAAGCAAAUCAACAGAAUAGGUUUCUCAAACGCCAGGUUUGA